This is a messenger RNA of Wyeomyia smithii (pitcher-plant mosquito), 2850 nucleotides long. RefSeq lists its product as uncharacterized. The transcript is spliced from 3 exons. The record is from RefSeq and is a predicted model, not a curated record. Lineage: Eukaryota; Metazoa; Arthropoda; Insecta; Diptera; Culicidae. Gene Ontology annotation, molecular function: serine-type endopeptidase activity. The coding region runs from base 88 to 2454 and encodes 788 amino acids. Gene Ontology annotation, biological process: proteolysis.
UGAGUAUCAGUGCGAUCAGUUUUAAUUCAUCCAACAAGCCAAUCAGUCUACUGCGGGGCUUCCCUUACUUCGAUUACAGUUUACAACAUGUUCUUCUUGUUGAGGUUACUAAGUUUGGUUGUAGUUGCAAGUUUCGCGGCGGAUAGUGCGCUAGGAAAUGACUGCGGCCAACGGCCGGCUUUGACCCGCGGUUUGGUCCACUUUGGCAACGAGUCGCAGCUGGGAGAGUGGCCCUGGCAUGUCGCCUUGUUUCAUAGGAUGAACCGUGCCUCGCCUAGCUAUGCCUGCGGAGGAACAAUUAUUUCCGAAAAUUACAUCGUCACCGCUGCACACUGCGUUUAUCCGAGAUCCAGGGUACGGCCUCUAACAGCUGCGGAGAUUCUCGUCCGGGCAGGUAUCGCAAACAUACAGCAGUUGGAGCAUUCGCUGCAGCAGUUUGCGGUUGCGGAGAUCGUGCGUCAUGAGGAAUUUAAUACGGAUGUGCUGGGAAAUGACAUUGCGCUGCUAAAAAUAGCUGGAGCGUUGGAGAUGACAAACUAUGUCCGACCGAUAUGCCUCUGGAACGGAACCGACGGGGAGGAACUGAUAGUUGGUAAGGGGGGUACUGUUGCUGGUUGGGGGUUGGACGAGAAUGGUACCCUUCCGGAUGUUUUGAAACAUGCCGUAAUGCCAAUCGUUUCCCGGAAAAGCUGUCGCGAUAGCGAUCCCACUUAUUACACGAACUUUUUAUUUGAUAGGAAAACGUUUUGCGCAGGGUAUCGCAAUGGGACGUCUGCGGCACCGGGAGAUAGUGGUGGCGGGCUGUACAUCGAAAUUAAUGAAAAGUGGUUCCUAAGAGGUAUAGUAAGCAACGGUAAACUGCAACCGACAUCAAAUGCGUUCGAUGCUAGAAGCUUUGUGGUAUUCACUGAUAUUGCUCACUUCAUGCCUUGGGUGAACAGUAACACCGGUCUGGCCAGCGGUGGCACCUUAGAAGUUAGAGCUUCUACAGUUUGCGGCAAAGUAAAGAAUACCACAUUUACCCGCAGUGGGUUCAAAGAGGAACGCAAAUGGCCCUGGCGGGGGGAAGUAUACCGGAAUGACAAGAAACCAGUGCGAUUGUGUGAUACGGCAAUAAUCAGUGAACGUUUCGCUUUAUCUCCGGCAGAGGUCUUCACGGAGAAUGAUGCCCAGAAUCCUUCACAAAGGUUAUUGGUCGUGUUCCAAGUUAUCAGAAAUUUCCAGAGCAGACCAUUUUCCUACAGGAAAAUUAAACAAAUGAUUCGGCAUGAGCAAUUUGAUCGAGUCACUAGACGAAACAAUAUGGCGUUACUAGAGUUUGAUGAAGCGUUAGAGUUUUCUGAGCUAUUGCGGCCAAUCUGUUUGUGGGAAGGAGAUCUAACUGAGUGGGAAACAUCGAAGGCAGUUGGUUACAUCGGCGAGUUUCAGGAAUGGAAGUCACAUCACGAAGAGUGCAUUACGACCUAUAUGGUGAAUGAAACGCUCUUACAUGAACAUUCAUUAUGCAUUCCACUCUCGGUUUAUAGCUUUAGGGGUACUUUGGGAGAUCUUAUGUACGUGAAGAUUAAUGGUUCCUGGUAUCUUGGUGGCGUUUCAUACAACAUGUUUAGAAGAGAUUAUGUGCAUUACAUUCUAAUGCAGGAUGUCACCUACUACAGGGAUUGGAUUCGGAAUAACAUCAUGAUACUCUCAAGAAAUCUGUUGGGUCAUAAAAAUUGCUCUGAAUUAUCUAUCAAUCAAUGGCUUUACAGCGUGUUAUACAGAUAUGUAUUACAGUGCUAUGGAACACUAAUAACAACAUCAUUGUUGCUGACAACAGCUUCCUGUAUCGACACAUUUCCGGUGCAGUUUGUGUCUAUUUUAAACGACCGGCUAGAGGAGCCGCUUGUUGUUAAAGAAAUACAUCGGCACCCUUCCUAUGACAAGCUGGAGCAAACUCACAACUUAGCCAUAUUAUUGCUGGAUAAACCCUUGAACAGAACUCCAAUAUGUCUUCCUAACACCAACGACAUGGAGAAUAUAAAAAGCUUAGAUUUUCAAAGUACACAUUACAGCGCGAAUCCGGUUCUGAAUUUAACUGUUGAAUUUAGCGCCAGUAACGUGCGAUCGUGUGCCGAACGGUGGCUCCGCGAGGGUGCCAAGGUAAAUACCAGCGGAGGACACAUCUGUGGUCAUAUGGUUGGCAUUAGUGGUUAUCAAUGUACGGCGAAUUUGCACGGUACCCCACUGGUGUAUGCAACGGAAACGGAUAGCAGUAUUUUCGCCACAGGUGUUCUGGAUAUCGGAAAGAGUAACCACUGCCAUGGGGAUGAUCUUCCCGAAGCCUAUCUGGAUGUUAAUUUCUAUCUCGACUGGAUAGCUGCAGUGGAGAAGGACUGCCGGGGGAAGGUAGCUUCUCGAUUGAACACUACUGAUGAUCAACCAAGGACCGAAUGGAGAACUGGAACUUGGUGAAGUUACUGGUGGAUGGGUGAAAUGAUUUUAUCAGGAACAUGAAAGAACACUCGAGAUGACACAUUUUAGUUAUGUCUAACGUUAAAUCUAUUGAUGAAAACGCUAUUCAACAAUUUUUCAAUUCAUACAUUUAAAAAAAUAAACAACAAAUCACAAAAACGUGUCUUGUUUCAAUGGGACGUAGACACGAACAUGAUAUGUUGAAUGAAUUAAAAAGUGUUCACUCUUUUACUCCUAGUGGAUUUGAAAGAUAUGAGUGGAACAAAUGCUUUUAUUCGUACGCCACAGUACUACUGUAUGCGUUUAACUUAUAAAGGUAAUGUUGGGGAUUCGUAGACCUUUUUAAAAUCCACAGGACAAUAGUUCAAAAUGAUUAAAAUUCUUCAGAGAAAUAAA